Chenopodium quinoa (quinoa) is the source of this 3197-nucleotide messenger RNA. Its product is annotated as transcription initiation factor TFIID subunit 5-like. The transcript is spliced from 19 exons. Gene Ontology annotation, biological process: transcription initiation at RNA polymerase II promoter. Lineage: Eukaryota; Viridiplantae; Streptophyta; Magnoliopsida; Caryophyllales; Amaranthaceae. The record is from RefSeq and is a predicted model, not a curated record. Gene Ontology annotation, cellular component: transcription factor TFIID complex. Gene Ontology annotation, molecular function: RNA polymerase II general transcription initiation factor activity; protein binding. Bases 404 to 2416 code for a protein of 670 amino acids.
UGUCAAAAACUGAUUCAAAAUAAACUUUAUUUAGAUUUCAACUCAUAUGAACAAAAUAAUUUAAAAUAACUCAACUUUAAUAUAGAUUUAACUCGAUUAGACUUGACCUCACCAAACCCGACCCAAUAUCCAAAUUGACACCUCUAAACAACCCUAAAAAAGCGAGUAACAACAAUCUAGUCUAGAUCUAAAAAACCACAAAGUCUAACACAGUCCAAGCCCAAAACCCUUUAUAUUGAUCAUCUUCUUCCCUCUUUCACCCCUCAACUUCUUCAUACUUUCGCUCCUUCUACUACUGGAAAAUUUCGCAAUUCAUCAUCUUCAACUUGAAUCUGCAAUUGAUUUUCCAGUCAAUCGAUCAAUCGAAUAAGAAAUCCAGGAAGCAUUAAUCUCAGCUGUAACAAUGGAUGUAGAAUUGAUAGAUAAAAGAGUGUUGGAGUAUUUGCAGAAGAAAGGUUUCAAGCAAACUGAAAUCGCUUUUCAAGAAGAACAACAACAACAACAAUCGAAGAAUUCUUCGUCGAAUUCUCAUACUGACCCAGAUGUCGCUAAGCUCAUCCUCACCUUUACUUCCGAGUCAGAGAGCCUUCCUGCACAAUAUCAUGAUGGGUACAGUAAGCUUAGAUCAUGGGCUCAUAAUUCCUUAGAUUUAUACAAGCAUGAAUUGCUUCGAGUACUUUAUCCAGUGUUUAUACAUUGUUUCAUGGAUCUUGUUGCAAGGGGCCAUCUACAAGAAGCCCGUAAUUUCUUCAUUACCUUCCGCGAAGAUCAUGAAACUAUGCAUCAAAGAGAUCUGCAGAAGCUCGAAGGUGUUCUGUCACCCUCUCAUUUGGAGGAGAUGGAGUUUGCCCACACUUUAAGGCAAAGCAAAGUAAACAUCAAGAUCUGUCAGUACUCGUACGAGCUUCUCCUCCAGUAUCUGCAUAACACUCGGUCUAUAACAAUGCUUGGAGUUAUAAAUGAGCAUAUCAACUUCCAAGUUUGCCCUGGUCAGCCCGGUUCAAUAUCAGACGAUGCUGACGCGAUGACUCUGGUUGAUGGUGGCCAAGAUGCAGCAAAUUUAAUAAAUCAAAAAGAAAUCCAGUGGGGGAUGCUGGAAGAUUCGAUUGAAGACCGCUUGGAGAAGGGUGGAGGUUUGCUCUUAGACUCUGAAAAGGUAGAUACGGAAAACAAGGAAGGGGAGAAUGAAGAAAAUAAGGUAAAAAAAUCUGCUGACGGAGGAAAGCAAGGUGCAUCAGUAAAAAAGUCCAAAAAAGAUAAAGUUGGAGGCACUGGAAAAACUGCUCGUCCAGAAGCCAACACACCUAUGGCACCAAGAGUCAAACCAGAGCUUCCUUUGCCUGCAAUACCAAUUGAAGUUGAACAUUCUAUCCUGGAAGACCUUCGUAAUCGUGUGCAGUUGAGUAGUGUGGCCCUGCCAUCUGUAAGCUUCUACACAUUUAUAAAUACACACAAUAGUUUAAACUGUGCAUCAAUUUCACAUGAUGGAUCCUUGGUUGCUGGUGGAUUUUCCGACUCUUCUUUAAAGGUCUGGGACAUGUCACAGCUUGGGCAACAAACGAGCACUUCUGCUCUACAGGGUGAAAAAGAUGCAGCUGGAAAUGAACAAAUGCUUGGUACAAAUGGUGUUAAAAGACCCUAUACUUUGUUUCAGGGUCAUUCUGGGCCUGUUUAUUCUGCUUCGUUUAGCCCCCUUGGGGAUUUUAUACUCUCUUCUUCAGCAGAUUCAACUGUGCGGCUUUGGAGCACAAAACUAAAUGCCAAUCUUGUUUGCUACAAGGGUCAUAAUUAUCCUGUAUGGGAUGUGCAGUUCAGCCCCUAUGGUCACUAUUUUGCUAGCUGUUCUCAUGAUAGAACAGCAAGGAUCUGGACCAUGGACAGAAUACAACCUCUAAGAAUCAUGGCUGGACAUUUAUCAGAUGUUGAUUGUGUCCGGUGGCAUGUAAACUGUAAUUACAUAGCUACUGGAUCUAGUGAUAAAACAGUUCGAUUAUGGGACAUUCAGAGUGGGGAGUGUGUCAGGAUAUUUAUUGGUCACAGGAGUAUGAUAUUGUCCUUGGCAAUGUCACCUGAUGGUCGGUAUAUGGCAUCUGGCGAUGAAGACGGUGCAAUCAUGAUGUGGGAUCUUGCUAGUGGACGUUGCAUUACCCCUUUGGUGGGUCACACAUCAUGUGUAUGGUCACUUGCUUUCAGUGGUGAAGGCUCACUUCUUGCCUCCGGAUCAGCUGACUGCACUGUUAAACUGUGGGAUAUCAAUGCAAGCACAAAGACAUUGAGAUCUGAGGAAAAAACUGGGAGUUCAAACAGACUUCGGUCGUUGAGGACUCUUCCUACCAAAUCAACACCAGUUUACUCUCUGAUGUUUUCAAGAAGGAAUCUGCUAUUUGGUGCUGGGGUUCUUUCUAAACGUUCAUGAUUAAAUUAGCAGAUAAUUGUAAGCUGUAGAUGUAAGCAGAUAAGGUGAGACGCCCUUUUGAUCAUUCAAUUUGUUAUACUAGUAGUUUAUAUAGACACAUAGAUUAGACGUAGCUGUUAGGAACUGCUUUAGUUGGGUAUUCAAGGUGGAUUAGAAGUGGUAGUUUUUUUUUUUUACUGUAAUGCUUCUAUUCAGUAGCUGCUGAUUCUUUUAUCAUGAAAAGACAUGAUUUUGUCAUAUAUUGUUAUUGUAAAAAAUGUACUUUUACCUAACUGUAUCAGGUUUUGUUAUUAUAGCCAUGAGUAAACGUUAUACUGCGUAUAUACAAGUAUUUCCCAAAGUAAUGUUAAGUUGAGGACUUGAGGAUAUAUGACAAAAUCAUGGGUUGUACACUGUUAUUAUAUGUUAAGUAGUGUUACUAUUCUAAAACUUGUAAUUUCUUAUUGACUACAUUUAACAUUUUUCUUCUAUAUUUGAUAAGGUAGAUUAAAAUUUUUGAUGAGGUUGUAUUGAGGAAGGACGGUGGCAAAAUUUUGCUGGAAAGAUAGAACAGGGAAGGGGUUGGGAAGGGUUUUUUUUUUUUUUUUUUUUUUUUUUUUUUUUUUUUUGAACUAUGGAGUGUAAAAUUCUUUGUAAUAGUGAGAUAUUGUUGGGGCAAUUAUGUCAAUGGUGCCUGCAUACGUUUUAGCUUACAUAGCUCAAUAGUUGGCAACUUUGCUAGCCACAAGUUUGGAAUUUUUUUUUUUUUUUCUUACCAAUAAUAUGGGUUAAAUUUAGGCCA